Messenger RNA from Coniosporium apollinis CBS 100218, 525 nucleotides. RefSeq lists its product as uncharacterized. The transcript has 2 exons. The record is from RefSeq and is a predicted model, not a curated record. Lineage: Eukaryota; Fungi; Ascomycota; Dothideomycetes. Bases 1 to 525 code for a protein of 174 amino acids.
AUGGUCCGCGAUGACAAGACCUAUCCUUCCAAAAACGAAGCGGGUUUCGCCGCAUGGCUCGCCAAACCAGAUAUGCAAGGUGGUCUUGUAAUUGCGCUGUUGCAACCAGCUAAGACACAGGUCUACACUCCAGACUUUCAGUGGGUCAAGGACGAAUGUCCUACGCUGGCUUAUCUGGAGGAGUCGCUGGCCUUUGUGAACGGCCCGGGAGGUCUCGCAGCCACGAGCGUAUUCGAUGCUUUUCCAUUCAUCACCGAGCCAAUAUCUUCGGGAGGAUUGUCAAAAGAAGCGACGGAUGCCUACAACACAUUCCUUGCCAUGCUAGAGGCCAAAAAGCCAGAGGUCGUUUUUGCCUGUUGGCGAGUUAAAGAUCAGGACCUCUUCUUCUCUGGAAAAGGGCUUGGUCGGGCCAAUCAAGUUGAGAGGUUGAGACUCUCCAAUGGCCAUGUCGUCCGCGUCCUUGGCAAGAAGAUGAAUGGAUGCGCAUCCUUAGAUGCAGGUGCCGAGAACGAACCCGCCGAUUAA